This is a messenger RNA of Frankliniella occidentalis (western flower thrips), 1816 nucleotides long. RefSeq lists its product as uncharacterized. The transcript has 7 exons. Bases 379 to 1650 code for a protein of 423 amino acids. Lineage: Eukaryota; Metazoa; Arthropoda; Insecta; Thysanoptera; Thripidae. The record is from RefSeq and is a predicted model, not a curated record.
GUCGAACCGCCGUUGCGUCCGCGCGGCAAAAACACUCUAUUGUUCUUGGCUUGGCAGCACGGCAGAGCUAGGCAAAGUAUUGAGAAAGGGCCUUUUUUUAAGGCAGAGUGUUAAAAUAAUAUGGUCGAGCGAGCCGCACGCGAACGCAGAGGUUAGGACAUCUUGCCGAGACCGAGACCUCACCCGAUAAACAAAAACAAGAGAAAGAUCGCCUGGCGGGGGCUAACGUCAGUGCCCCACAUCUGAGCAGUACUGAGCUAGUGAGCCGCUGGAGCUUGCUGGAGCCUGUUCCGCACCCCGCAGCAGCUCCUCCGCGCCGACACCAUCGUCACGCUACCAAGGGCCGCCAGACACCACAGCCACAGUCACAGUCUGGCCAUGGAGUGCGAACUCUGCACCGAGCACUUCGAUGGCGCCGAGCGGCUGCCCAAGUCCCUGCCGUGCGGGCACACGGCCUGCCUGCAGUGCAUAGGGCGGUUGCCCGACAUGAGCUGCCCGACGUGCCGCCAGGGCUUCAACGGCCCACCGGAUGGCCUCCCCACCAACUUCAUUGUAAUCCAGUUCGUGGAGGGACGCAGACUGGACAGCACUGCCCGCUCCUGGUGCUCGGAUUGCCGCACCGCCGCCACGCCCCGCUGCUGGAAGGACCACGAUGUCCUGUCCGUCAGGAGUGCCCUGAGGCGCCAGUUGCAGGGCGUCCUGCCGCAGACCGCCGAGCAGCUCCAGGGUCUUCAAGAUCAGUGCCGAGACGAGCAGGUCAUGCCCGCCCUCACCCUUUUGACGGGCGAGUCCUGGGACCUGUCGCUGCGGGGCGGUGGCCGCGAGCUGACGGGCACACUGCGGAACACCGAGGGGCCCCUCACCAAGGGACUGUGCCUCCUGUUGGCGGCGAGGGCAGCGCUCACCGAGGACCAAGCUGGGGCCGGGGACCAACCACCUGCUGCAGUGCCCCCUACAGCGGCGCCCACCAGCGGCCAACCACCCGUCAAGGCGCGGCCUGUGCGGAGGGAUGUGAGGCGUGUCAGCCGUUGUCCACUCGGCAACUUGAGGGCAGCAAAGGUCGCCGCCCUGCGGGACGCACCAGGGGUAACGCGGCUGGUCGGAGUGUACUGCAACCCGGACUCCGGCUGGAGCCUCGAGCUGCUGCAGCGCGCUGCGCCCUCCGUGGAGCAGCUGAGUCUGUACAAACCCCGUGAGGCCCACCUGCGCCUGCUGCACACCAUGCCGCGGCUCAGGAGGCUGUACGUGUGGUCCGGCUAUGAUACCAUUCUGGACGAGGGGCCCCCCGUGCUGCCCGCGCUCCCGCCAGGACAUGCCGGCCUGCAGUGGCUAGGUGUGUGUCGCCUCCACGGCGCCACCCUGCAGUCCUUGCUGUAUGCGCACAGCCACACGCUGGAGGAGCUGCAGCUGACGCUGGGCACGGGACAGACCACGGGGUGGCCGUGGCCAUGGAACUGCAACGACCUGCCCUCGAUGCUCGAGCCGUGCGGCCUGCGGGCGCUGCGGACGCUCGUGCUGGAUCGUGACUGCGACGGUGAAUACCACGAGGAAGGCCAGUGCAACGAGCAGCGCGCUCAGGUGCGGCGGGUGCUGCCCGUGGCCGAUGUGCAGUGCACCUCUUGUGACCGUGUGGCGGCGGAACACUUCUAGUGGCGGCAAGCAACGCCACCCAGUAACUCGAGCGCACCCCUGCCGCGUGCCACGAGUGCCUGGAGGAAGUGGGCAGAGAAACAAUACCAGCAAAAUUGGAAUUGUUUGUACCAUCAAAAGAAAACAAGCGUGCUGCAAGAAAUAUAUGUGCCACUACACGUUGAAA